Molecule: messenger RNA, 2613 nt
Organism: Symphalangus syndactylus (siamang)
Lineage: Eukaryota; Metazoa; Chordata; Mammalia; Primates; Hylobatidae
Product: small ribosomal subunit protein uS10-like
Biological process (GO): translation
Cellular component (GO): small ribosomal subunit; ribosome
Molecular function (GO): structural constituent of ribosome; RNA binding
Source: RefSeq, a predicted model, not a curated record
GGAAUUUUUCCAACCUGAUAAAGAGCAUCUACAAAAACCCACAGCUAGUAUCUUAUUCCAUGGUGAAAAGCUGAAUGUUUUCUCCCCAAGACUGGGAACAAGGCAAAGAAGUUCUACUCUGACAUCUAUUCAACAUUGUACUGAAGGUUUUAGCCAGUGUGGUCAGGCAAGAAAAAGAAGUAAUAGGCAUCCAGAUUGGAAAGGAAGAAAUAAAACUGUCUUAUCUGACAACCUAUAGGUAGAAAAUCCUAAGGAAUGCACACACACACACACACGCAAAAGCUACUAAAACUAACAAACAUGUUUGGAAGGGUCACAGGAGCCAAGAUCAGCAUUUAAAAAUCUAUUGUAUUUCUAUAUACUGAGAGUGAACAACCUAAAAAUGAAAUUAAGAAACAAUUCCACUUACAGUAGCAUCAAAAAGAAUAAAAUAGUUGGGUAUAAAUUUAACAAAAUAAGUAUAAGACUUGUACAAUGAAAAGUACAAAAAUUGCUGAGAAAAUUAAAGAUCUAAACAAAUACACAUUUACAUAUUUAUGGUUUAGAAGAUUCAGUGUUGUCAAGAGGGCAGUUCUCCCCAAAAUGAUCUAUAAAUUCCACACAAUUCCUAUCCAAAUCCCAGCAGACGUUUUUUUAGAAACUAACAAGCCAAUCCUAAAAUGUAUGUGGUAAUGCAAAAGACCUAGAAAUAGCCAAACCAAUUUUGAGAACGAACUAACUUUGAGGACUUAGACUGCCUCAUUUCAAAACUUAUAAAUCUGUAGUAAUCAACAUAAUACAAUAUUGGCACAAUAUCUACAGGGAUAUAGACCAAAGAAACACAAUUAAAAUUCUAGGGAAGAAGCCUCACAUUGAUUGGCAAUGGAUUUUCAACAAAGAUGCCAAGACAGUCUGAUUGCUGAGACAAUUAGAAAUUGAUAUGCUGGGGCCAGGUGUGGUGGCUCACGCCUGUAAUUCCAGCACUGUGGAAGGCUGAGGUGAGAGGAUCGCUUGAGCCCAGGAGUUCAAGACCAGCCUGAGCAACAUGACAAAAUUCCAUCUGUACAAAAAAUACAAACAAAAAUUAGCCAGCAUGGUGAUGUGCACCUGUAAUCCCAGCUACUAGAGAGGCUGAGGUGGGAGGAUUGCUUGAGCCCAGGAGGUUGAGGCUGCAGGGAGCCAAGAGUGUGCCACUGCACUCAAGCCUGGGCAACAGAGUGAGACCUUGUCUCAAAAAUAAAUCCAUAUGCCAAAAAAAAAAAAAAUUAGAGCCACACCUCAGACCAUACAUAAAAAUGAAAUGAACUCAAAAUGGAUCAUAAGCGCUUUUUGAGGAAGACGCGGUCGUAGGUGCUGAGGAUAUCUGGUCCACACGCUCCUGCUCCUGACUCACCGCUGUUCGCUCUCACCGAGGAACAAGUCAGUCAGGAAGCCGCGCAGCAGCCAUGGCUUUUAAGGAUACCGGAAAAACACCCGUGGAGCCGGAGGUGGCAAUUCACCGAAUUCGAAUCACCCUAACAAGCCGCAAUGUAAAAUCCCUGGAAAAGGUGUGUGCUGACUUGAUCAGAGGCGCAAAAGAAAAGAAUCUCAAAGUGAAAGGACCAGUUCAAAUGCCUACCAAGACUUUGAGAAUCACUACAAGAAAAACUCCUUGUGGUGAAGGUUCUAAGGCGUGGGAUCGUUUCCAGAUGAGAAUUCACAAGCGACUCAGUGACUUGCACAGUCCUUCUGAGAUUGUUAAGCAGAUUACUUCCAUCAGUAUUGAGCCAGGAGUUGAGGUGGAAGUCACCAUUGCAGAUGCUUAAGUCAACUAUUUUAAUAAAUUGAUUACCAGUUGUUAAAAAAAAAAAUGGAUCAUAAGCCUAAGCAUAAGGGUUAAACUAUAAACUCUGAAAAGAAAAAUAGGAGAAAAUGUUCAUGCUCUGGGGUUAGGCAAAGAGUUCUUAGAAAUGAUACCAAAAGCACAGCCAUAAAAGAAAAAUUGGUAAAUUGGAAUUUAUAAAAAUUAACAAUUUCUGCUCUUUAAAAGAUGAUCUUAAGAGAAUGAAAAGACAAAUGACAGACUGGGAAAAAAUAUUUGCAAAUCAUAUAUAUGACAAAGGACUUGUAUCUAGAACUAAAAAAAAUUAUUAGAACUCAAUAAAAUAACCCAGCGUAAAAAUGGACAAAAGAUUGAAUAGGCUGGGCGCAGUGGCUCACACCUGUAAUCCCAGCACUUUGGGAGGCCAAGGCGGGUGGAUCACGAGGUCAGGAGAUCGAGACCAUCCUGGCUAACACGGUGAAACCCUGUCUCUACUAAAAAUACAAAAAAUUAGCCGGGCGAGGUGGCAGGCGCCUGUAGUCCCAGCUACACGGGAGGCUGAGGCAGGAGAAUGGCGUGAACCCUGGGGGGCGGAGCCUGCAGUGAGCCGAGAUUGUGCCAGUGCACUCCAGCCUGGGUGAAAGAGCGAGACUCCGUCUCAAAAAAAAAAAAAAAAAAAAAAAGGUUUGAAUAGAUAUUUUGCUUAAGAAUAUAUAAAAGGGGCUAAUAGACACAUAAAAAGAUGCCCAACUUCGUUAGUCACUAGGGAAAUGCAAAUUAAAAGCACUGUGAGAUACCCACUACAAUGGCCAUAAUCAAAAAAAAAAAGACAA